CCCGCCGUCUGGCCCCAGGCCCGGGCCUGUGCGUCACCGCCGCCGUUGCGCUCGCUGGUCCUCAGCGAGGACGGUGGUGGCGGCGGCGUGAGUGGGCCCGGAACCGAGUGUGUGAGGCCCGCGCCCAGCCGGAAGGCCAGGGCGAGCCUCUGCGCCUGCAGUCCCGCGUGGAGGUGCAGGGCGUCCCAGCCGCCAGUGCUUUGCCGUGGGGGCUGUGAUGUCCAGUGCAGUCCAGCGCGGAGAUGUUUCGGGAGCGCAGCGUUGUCUCCUGCGGUUUGCUGUCUGCGUCCCCUUUCCAGAGUAUGGAAGACAGUCUUGCUCUGUAGUUCAGCUGGCCUCGAACUCAAUCAUCCCGCCUCGUCCUCCUUGGGUGCAUGCGCCACCACAGCGGGUAGAAUCACACCGUUGGAAAGAGCCUGAAGUAGGGGCUGGGAAAAUAGCUCAGCGACCUGAGCGCCUGGCUGGCAAGCCGAAGGCCCGGAGUUCUGUCCCCCACAGUAAAACAAGGACGCUGUAGGAAUGCCACAGUGACCCCAGGAACAGCUCGGGGGUGCUUGUUGGUUAAGAGGUUAAGGACUCGAGCGUUCAUUUUCAUACUUGGACAGAUAGUCGAGGCUUAGCUAUCCGAAUCCACGUGGACUUGUUUGCCUGAAUUGAAGAAAGUGGACUUGAAGAACUUUUGAAAGAGAGAUGUCCAUGACAUGGGAAAGGAGGUGCUCCGUGGGACCAGGACCUGCUGCUACGCAAUGUGGGAGAGGCGGCCUCAUAUGGAAACACCAACUGUUCGUCUCUGCUGAUGGGAAGGCAGCAGAAUGUGUGGGUCCCACAGGUGGGCUGGUGGAUGUGCUGUGGAGAGCGCAGGAAAUCAUUGUCUGCUGUGCAUGAAGCAGGGGAGAAGAUGCUGGGGUCUUACAGCUUGAGCUUCUGUUUUGAUUUUGGGAACUGAGUUCACAGUUAAGGAAGCAGGACCAAGCCCUACAGAGAUCAUCUAGGAGUAAAGAAAACAGUAAUUAUGAGUGGAAGAUCUCAAGUCCACAUUUUUUGGGGUGCUCCAGUUAGUCCCCUGAAAAUGACGGUAUCCCAGAAAACAGCUUCUUUAAUGUCCACAUCUGACUCCUGGGAGAAAAUCCAGCUGUUGUACCAUGAAGGUGGUUUGCAUAUGCAGGAAGAAAGCUGCACACCUGGGAACCUAAGAGACUGUAGAGUCCUGGAGGGUGCGGGUACUCCAGAUCUUGUUCAGAGGGAGCAUGGCUUUCUGCAUUCUGCUUCUGAAGCACAGGAUGGAAAACCCUGGAAGAUUCUCUCUUCAUGCCUGAGUCCUGUGUCCUCCUCUAGUGUACAAAUCAGAGGAUUAAAGGGCAGAGCCCAGUGUUUACCUAAAAAAGAAAAACAUCAAAAGCUUGAAUGUGAAAGCAAAAUCACAGGUGAACAGCCUGAAGAUCAGUCACAUACAUGUGGCCAAAACUUUCAGACAGAGUCCUUUUCUUUAGGCCACAAAUGUGCAGCUAUGUUGGAUUUGGGCCAUAGUGCUGGACACAUCGAUACAGUACUUAAAACUGUAGAGACAAAGUGUGUGCCAACAGAAUACCAGGAGAUACAGAGCCAGCAUCCAGAAUUGCUCUCUUCUAUUGCUGUGAAUGAGCCAGAGCCUGCAGGAGCAGUGAGGAAGGGCUCCAGCCCUAACGUGUCUGUGGAAACUGAAUUUCUUAGUAUCAUGACCUGCAGCCAGGUUGCUUUCUUAGCUCAAAGGAAGGCAGAAAGGCAGAAGUCCAGAAAUACAGGAACUGUGAACAUGGAGAGUGAACAAAAGGCAGGGCUUGGGGAAGUAAGCAUGACUGAAGAUAAUGUGAUUGAGCCUCAUGAAGAUUUUGUGGAAGGACAUGAAAGUGGACAAAACCAAGCACAUUCCUUAGAACUUUUUAGUCCUGAAACAGCAGGUAACCACAUUCACAUAAACCCAGGAAAAGGUCUGGAAGGAAAUGCAGGAUCUCAAGAAUUGUUCAGCUGUGAAGAUGAACUGGCACCAAAUGAGAUCCAUAUUGAGUUAUGUAGCUCAGGAAUACUGUGCUCCCAACUAAAUGCCUGCCAUGGAACUCCUGUUGGAAGAAGUGAGCCCUCCAAAGAUAACUCGGGCCAUUCUAAAGCUCUAUCUGAACUCCCUGCAGUUCCUAAGAAGAUGAAAUUGUGUUCUAAUGUAAGAGACACUUCCAGGUCAAGGGACAAGAGGUUUGUGUCUGAAUUUAAAGGUAUUAAAAAACUAUCAUUAAUAAAAAACUGUGACUCUAAAGGCAAGAAGUAUAAUUGUUUAGUUAUGGUGCUUACUCCAUGUCAUUUGAAAGAAGUAAACAUAAAAUCUGGACCAAAUUAUGGCUCGAAGGUACCUUUAGCAACAAUUACAGCCAUCGAUCAGUCAGACAUGAAGAGAAAGGUGGUUCUGUGGAGGACCACAGCAUUUUGGGCACUUACCGUGUUUCUUGGAGAUAUACUUUUACUCACAGAUGUUACCAUUCAUGAAGAUCAGUGGGUUGGUGAGACAGUACUUCAAUCAACAUUUACCAGUCAGUUAUUAAAUCUUGGGAGUUAUUCUUCUGUCCUGCCUGAAGAAUAUUCCAGCGUAGUUAGCACUGUUGUGCUUCGGGACCUACUGGCAUACGUGUCUUCAAAACAUUCCUAUCUCAAAGGCCUUCCUCAGAGGUGGCCUCAGAGAGUGAGCAAGAUAGAGUUUGUAGAACUGGAGCAGCUACAGACUGAUAUGCUAGUCCAUGCUGUGCUGAGAGUUGUGGAAGUCCUUGUACUGACAGAGGCAUUGUACAAUUACAGAGGACAGAAGCAAAGGAAAGUUGUGGUAACAGUGGAACAGGCACAAGGCCAACAUUAUGUGCUUGUGUUAUGGGGUCCUGGAGCAACCUGGUGCGCUCAGCUUCAAAGGAAAAAAGGUUACAUUUGGGAAUUUAAAUACCUUUAUGUUCAGCGCAAUUGCAUAUUGGAGAGCUUGGAAUUGCACACAACACCCUGGUCAUCUUCUGAGUGUCUAUUUGAUGAUGAUGUUAGGGCAAUUGCAUUUAAAUUAAAAUUUCAAGAAAGUACAUCCUCCUUUGUCAAAAUGUCAGACUUAGCAACCCACCUAAAGGAUAAGUAUUCAGGAGUGGUUCUGAUUAAAGCCCAGAUCGUGGAGCUAGUGUUUGCUGUCAGAGCAGCUCAGGAGGUUCGUCUGAAUGCGCGAAGCUCCAUGGAGCGCAUCCUCUGUUCCCUCCCCAGCAUGACCUACACUGGCUGUGCAGGGUGUGGCUCAGAACUGGACACGGAUGAGAACAAGAUCUACAGACAGUGUCUUAGCUGCUUGCCACUUUCUGGAAAGAAAACAUACUACAGGCCAGCUUUAAUGACCAUAGUUGAUGGAAGCCAUGUGGUUUGCAUCCGUGUAGGCUCCAGGCUGAUAGAGAAGAUUCUCCUCCACAUUUCUCCAGAUUGCUUGGACAGAGCCAUAGUGCCUUCCUCAGAGGUCACCUAUGGGAUGGUGGCUGCAGACCUGCUCCACUCCCUGCUGGCAGACAGUGCUGAGCCCCAAGUACUCAAGAUUGAGAGUCAUUUUGUGUUGGAUGAGAACAGCUACCCGCUGCAGCAGGAUUUCUGUCUCCUUGACUUCUGCCUGGACUUCUGCCAAGUAGGGCCCUGCCCUGGGCCUCAUUCCAAAGAAGAGGUGCUGACUGAGCUUACUUGCAUUUCAAAAUAAAUGGGUGAGGAGAAUUUGCUUUGGGUUUGCUAAAUAAAUGUAUUUUACAAGAAGAAUUU
Molecule: messenger RNA, 3792 nt
Organism: Octodon degus (degu)
Lineage: Eukaryota; Metazoa; Chordata; Mammalia; Rodentia; Octodontidae
Gene: Shld2
Product: family with sequence similarity 35 member A
Exons: 12
Coding region: 1013-3733 (906 amino acids)
Biological process (GO): regulation of double-strand break repair via homologous recombination
Cellular component (GO): nucleus; site of double-strand break
Source: RefSeq, a predicted model, not a curated record